UCUGGAUCUGUAUUGAAUCAUCCUGAUCCUGAUAUAGUAUCAUUUUUAUAAAUUACUUGAGACAAGAUAAUAAAGGCAGAGAGGAAGAAUACGAUUGAUUCAGAUUCUGACAGUCUGCGAACUCCGAGAGAUGGUUAAUCUUAAUAAAUAAAUGUUUGACCAGUGCUAUUGACCUUUUACGGUGCCAACUUUAGUUGUAUAAUGCUGUAAUACCAAAUCUCCCGGAAGGCUGGUCAGAGAGAGUUACGCUUUGUUGAAUGAAGUUGAUCAGAAAAGUUUACCAAUAAGCGCUGAACUACAGAGUGUAUGUAAAUCCAAAGGUUUUAAGGUCAUUCAAGAUUGGAUAUGAUGUUGUAGUGGAACGACGGCGGGGAGCGCAAAACUGCCGCGUCGCAACAGCGUCAGUCGUAGGUAAUGGCGAACCGCCCAAACAAGCCUCGCGCCACAGCCGCCGAUACCGGCCGAGUUGCUUGAUCAACUAUCAAGUCCGCCUCGCCGCGUCCAGCCGCGCGGUCGUGUCGAGUUUUCGCGCCAAAAUGGUCGCUCCGCUCCGAUUUCACGUUCCGAACGUUUAAAACUAACAUUUUUGAUCGCUAUAUAACUGUUAUUUUUUAGUUUAUUCAAAAUCAACAGCUUUUUUAGUGAUGUGAGUGAUAACCAGUGUGUGGUGACUGGUGAUUGUAUUCGUUGCUAAUAAUUUCCUUUCAAAUGCACAAUGCAAACGGUUCUGUUUUUUGAGUAUUUGUCAAGUGUGAACGAAAUUACACAGUUGGGAAAAUGUUGACAGGAUUCCUAGUGUUUUGCGUUCUCGUGUCAGUGAUAUUCCCGUCUGGGUUGUGUUCUAGUCUACUAUGCGGUCGCACGGAGAAACUAGAGUUGGGCAGCAACAGCGGCGCGGGGGCUGCGCUGGCGCUGGCGCUGGUGCGGCCCCCGUCAGCGCCGCGCGCGCCGUGCCAGCUCAGCCUGACCGCGCCCGAGGCUGCCGCCUUCGCUGUCAGGCUUAUCGAUGUUAAGGUACAAGAACAGGAGUCAUUAGCAGAAUGGGAGAGAGGUAUAACGGACCUCCAGGCACCUCCGGCGGCAGGUGCGCUAGGCCGCAAGUGGAGCGCGCGGACCGCUGCGCACGCGCAAGACACCGCUACCGACCAAUCGGCGCCCGUCAACAACAGCACUGACUCCUGCAAGCUGCUUAUUUACAUUGGUGACGCAAAAAGUCCGAUGUGGCGCCUUAACCUCUGCGGCGGAAACGCGGCAGCAGUGGCAGCUAGAGCCGGCACCAAGCUCCUGCCUUCCAAAUUGAAAAUCGUGUGGAACCCCCCCACCUCCCCCUACCAGCACACCGAAAAACUGAGGCUUGUGGUUACCGCCGUCAACAGUGGAGCAAUCUGCAACAACGACUCUCAGUUCGUGUGCGGUGUGACAAGCCUAUGCAUCGCCUCGUACCUGGUCUGUGACGGGGUGCGGCACUGCCCGGGUGGUGAGGACGAGGACCCGAGCGCCUGCUCCCACAGGCACGACCCCCCACUGCUGGAGCUAUUGAGGAGGUUCGCUGCCAGGAACCAGGAGUUGCUAGGUCUCGACCAACCUGAUGGAAUGACGAAGCCUUCAGUUAUUAGUGAUUUGACGGUUACAGUGAAGAUCAGCGAAGGUGAGAAGACAUCUAAUGCGUUUAUGGAGUUCGCGGCGGCGCUGAAACCUUACGGGCCCUGGAGCUAUCUGGUCGUAGGCAUGCUGGUCUGCGCUACUAUACUCAUGUUCUGUCUGGCUUGGGAAUGCUGCUGCAAACGCUCGAAGCCAUCAGACACGCCGAUCAACAUCCCGCCCUCAUGCAUCGACCUGUCCCCAACAGUGACGGUGACGGCGGCGUCGCAGCAGCUGUUCACGCAGCCGCUCCCCCCCUCCCCGCCGGAGUACGAGCCGCCCCCCUCCUACUCGUCCCUGUUCCCGCGCGCCUUCAAGUCGUCCCCCACGCCUGUCCCACACUGCUCGCACCAGGAGCCCCCGGAUUGAACACAACCCCCGCUCUAGCUAGUACGUAGGUAGACUAUUAAAAUUAUAGGUUAAUGUAGCGGUGAUGUCACUCAAGACAAACGUAGUUUGACUAUCGUAAGACAAAAAAGACAAAUGUAGGCAAAUGAGACACGCGAUUGAUCGGUCGCCAGUGUGUUAGUUGCCUUAUUGUGACAUAUUACGUAAUUUGUAUUAAAAGGUCUUGACAAAGAUGAACUGUUAAAUGAGUAAUAAAUAUCCUGUUUCCAUAAUUUAACACUACUAGACGACCAAUGAAUCAUUGCAUUUGGAAUUCUGCUUGUAAUUGACGCAUCCUGCUUCUAACAACAGGACAGCUGUUUUGACACGAUAAUUCCAAAUGUAAAUAGCUUUUCGCAUUCCAAUAAAGACAUUAUACUGAGAACUCAUAAUGUGUAACAUAAACUACAACCUUAAUAAUUGUUAACAAUACCUUUUAUACCUACCAUAAAUAGUAGUAAGUAAAGAUGCUUUACUCAGGCCAGACUUCACGCGAACAAUGUUGUUCCUUUAUUUGUUGAAGGGAGUUUGUGAUGUGGGGAAGUUAAAAUACAAUAAUCCUGAAUAUACGCAGCUGAGCCAAACGCAUUCUGAACAUAUGAAAUUGUGUUAUCGUUCAACACAACAGCAAUUAGGGAUUUCUAAACAGACUAGAAGAUGCACCAAUAAUAGACCAAUGACACACUAUAGAAUAAGAAUAAUAAUUAUUAUAUUUCAAUAUUGUUAUAAGUACAGACAGUUGCUAAAACAAAAAGCCAUGUAGUGACAAGUACAAUAGGUUAUUUUUAAGCUAGGAUUGCCUUCACUUCGUUAUAAAACACUAAAAAUUAAGCCACGCCAUGACUACAAAAAGUUCAUGAAAGUCGUUGUGGGACCAAUAAAUAACCUAUUUUGAGAUUUAUAAAACGACAAGUCUUCUGUGUGAUUGUAAAAAUAUAACAUAAUCAGUGCCUUACCUACUCAUAUGAGAUGUAGUUCAUUAUAAAGCGAAAGAUAAAAGUUUAAAAUGUUUCAUGUAUUUUGGCGGGAAUUACUCGAACCAUAAAUGACAGCGCCAUAGACAUUUGUUUUUAAACAAUGAUAAUGAUUGUGAUAAUCUGUAAUUAUUAUUUACCAGACUAUGUGAUGUUUCAUUAAAUAAAAAAAACGAUGUAACUUCGUAUUCAUCUUUUUUAAUUCACUAAUGCAGCAACGUCAUCAAAGUAUUUUACAAGUCUCAACAUAUUUUAAAUGUUAUAAAUAUUAGAAAAGAAAUCAACUGUUUUUUUAUUUAGCUAUUUUUUUUUAUAAGCCUUCAGCUAUUGUUUUUUAUAAGCCUUUUUAUACUCUCAAUGAAAAUUAAGUACCUAGACACUACCUAACUUGACGUAAGGAUAAAAGUGUGAAGAAAAAGUACCAUAAUUUCAAUUAAUUAAAAAGUAACUUGUACUCUUAUGUUCUGUUAUCUUUUAGUUUGAUUCGGCUGCUACGAUGUUCCCAUUUGAUGUAAAAAUGUGUGUCUGUGCCCAAUAAAGUUUACUAGUCUUCUUAGAUUCUUUUAUCUGUCAAUUUUAUUAGAAUUUAAUUGUAAGUUGCGUUAAAAGUUAGUUUUUAAAACUGAAUUCCAUAUGAUAUCUGAUUAAGUAAGAAUAAAGUGAUGAUAAUAAUAUAUGUAUUGUAGAAAUUAUAAAAAUGAGAGAUAUAAACUAAUAUUUAUUUUGAAA
Molecule: messenger RNA, 3731 nt
Organism: Trichoplusia ni (cabbage looper)
Lineage: Eukaryota; Metazoa; Arthropoda; Insecta; Lepidoptera; Noctuidae
Exons: 8
Coding region: 778-2010 (410 amino acids)
Molecular function (GO): protein binding
Source: RefSeq, a predicted model, not a curated record